Molecule: messenger RNA, 2325 nt
Organism: Jaculus jaculus (lesser Egyptian jerboa)
Lineage: Eukaryota; Metazoa; Chordata; Mammalia; Rodentia; Dipodidae
Gene: Mphosph10
Product: M-phase phosphoprotein 10
Exons: 11
Coding region: 255-2291 (678 amino acids)
Biological process (GO): rRNA processing
Cellular component (GO): Mpp10 complex; small-subunit processome; nucleus
Source: RefSeq, a predicted model, not a curated record
AAACAGAAUGUUUGGAGAACGUGCGAAGACGCGGGGCUGACCAAUUAGUGAUUUCAGUUUCCGGCCCCGUCCCCUCACGCAAGUCCAAAGGACAGCUUUGGCGUUGCCAUGGCACCGGCUGAGCGUGGCUCUGGAACCCGUGCGAAGCGGAACGUUUGGCGCGGAGCUGCAGGUUGCCCGCGGUGCGUCUUCGUGGUUAGGCUUCCGGUCUCCUAAGCGCUCUUCCUUCACGUGUGGGGCUAUUGCUGACAGCGAUGGCGCCUCGCGUUUGGCGUAAAAGGACCCUGGAGCGUUGUCUAAGGGAGGUCGCCCAAGCCACCAGCCGGCCCGAGUGCUUCCUCACGGUUCAAGAUGGAUUAGCAUCAAACUUCACUUCUUUAACCAAGGUUCUUUAUGACUUCAAUAAAAUAUUAGAGAGUGGGAGUAUCUCUGGGAGUCCUUUACAAAAACUUGUGAUAAACAAUUUUGAUGAUGAGCAGAUUUGGCAGCAACUUGAGCUGCAGAAUGAACCAGUUUUACAGUACUUCCAGAGUGCAAUUAGUGAGACAGUUGAGGAUGAAGAUAUCAGUCUUCUCCCAGAGAAUGAAGACCAUGAGUAUGAAGAGGAUGCCUCGGAGAUAGAGCCUGAUGGCCCAGAGGACCUAGAGCAGGAUUUUGAGGAGGAGGAACUGUCAGGUGUAGGUGACAGUUGUCCUAAAGGUGGCAAGAUCUCGAAAAACUCAACCAAGUUGGAUCUGAAGAAAAGCCCUGUUUUCAGUGAUGAGGAUUCUGACCUUGACUUUGACAUUAGCAAAUUGGAACAGCAAAACAAGAUACAAAGAAAACUUCCUUUAAGACUGAGAGAAAAGUCUGUAGUUGAUGAUAAAUUCUUCAAACUAUCUGAAAUGGAGAGCUUUUUAGAAAAAAUGGAAAAAGAAGAGCAAAACAGAGAUGAUGCUGAAGAGGAGGAAGAGAUUAACUUUUUUGAAGAUAUUGACUCUGAUGAAGGUGAAGGAGAACUGUUUGGACACCAUAAACGUAAGUCAACUAAAAGUUCCAGAAAUCUGAAGUACAAAGAUUUUUUUGAUCCAGUUGAAAGUGAUGAUGACAUAGCAAGUGUUCCUGAUGAUGAGCUGGAUUCAAAUGGUGAGGAAAUUGCUGAAGUAGCAGCAGAGGAAAGCAUUUCUGAAACGGAUGAAGAUAAUGAUCUUGAAGAAAGUGAGGAUGGUAGGCAACAUAAAGAAGGCUUGAAAAAAGUAACCUUCGCUUUGCCAGAUGAUGACAAGACCGAAGAUGCAGGCAUUGUAAAUAUGAAGGAAGAUUCUGAUGAAGUAAAAUCCUCUUUUGAAAAAAGGCAGGAGAAGAUGAAUGAAAAAAUCGCAUCUUUAGAAAAAGAAUUGUUGGAAAAAAAGCCCUGGCAGCUUCAAGGAGAAGUGACAGCACAGAAGCGCCCAGAGAAUAGCCUUCUGGAAGAGACCCUCCACUUUGACCACGCUGUUCGGAUGGCACCUGUGAUCACUGAGGAAACUACCCUCCAACUAGAGGAUAUCAUUAAACAAAGGAUUCGAGAUCAGGCUUGGGAUGAUGUAGUACGUAAAGAAAAGCCUAAGGAGGAUGCAUAUGAAUAUAAAAAGCGAUUAACAUUAGACCACGAGAAGAGUAAGUUGAGCCUUGCUGAAAUUUAUGAGCAGGAGUACAUCAAACUCAACCAGGAAAAAACCGAAGAAGAAGAAAAUCCAGAGCAUGUAGAAAUUCAGAAGAUGAUGGAUUCUCUCUUCCUAAAACUGGAUGCACUGUCAAACUUCCACUUCAUCCCUAAGCCGCCUGUUCCAGAGAUUAAAGUUGUAUCAAAUCUGCCAGCUAUAACCAUGGAAGAGGUAGCACCAGUGAGUGUCAGUGAUGCAGCCCUGCUGGCCCCAGAGGAAAUCAAGGAGAAAAAUAAAGCUGGAGAUCUCAAAACAGCUGCUGAGAAAACAGCUACAGACAAGAAACGAGAACGUAGGAAAAAGAAAUACCAGAAGCGCUUGAAAAUAAAAGAGAAGGAGAAGCGGAGAAAAUUGUUUGAAAAGACCAACCCAGAUCAAAAUGGAAAGUACUCCAAAGCAGUAGCUUCCGAGAAACUGAAACAGCUGACCAAAACUGGCAAAGUGUCCUUGUUAAAGGAUGAACGAAAAGACAAGGCCUUAAAGUCAUCUCAAGCAUUCUUUUCGAAAUUACAAGAUCAAGUAAAAAUGCAAAUUAAUGAUGCAAAACAACCAGAAAAGAAAAAGAAGAAAAAACAGGAUAUUUCUGUUCAUAAAUUAAAGCUGUAAUAUAUUUUGAAUGUAAUGUAUAUAUGUAUAAGUG